Acanthoscelides obtectus is the source of this 1821-nucleotide messenger RNA. The record is from the annotation of a GenBank genome assembly. NCBI's taxonomy places the organism in Eukaryota, Metazoa, Arthropoda, Insecta, Coleoptera, Chrysomelidae.
AUGGCUCUUUCAGUGACGCGAGGCUGCAGUCGUUUGGCCCCUAAGCGAGCCAAUUCGCUGCCCGCCGCUGUCAGACGAGCGGCUGCGGUCGGAUCAUCGUCCGGGGGCGGCGGCCGCCCCGAUUCGAAGUCGCGCGCACGCCGGUGGACCACUUGUAGCGAGUGGUACUGCCUGGAAAUUGAAGAGAUGACUAUGACAAAGGCAAUAAAUGCCACAGUUGAGGGUUUGUGGUGCCAGCUUGUGGCAUAUGUGCCGCGGGUAUUUUCACAGCUAAUGCAGUACCAUUUGCGUUCAUUGGAAGAUAGAAUUCGGCCCGUACGAGGAAGAUACUCACUUUUCCCUUCUGGUAUGCCGUUUGGGCUCGCUGUAAAUGAGACUAUCAGCACUGCGCUGACCCCUGUCGUAGGCGACCCUUUGCAAAGGCGGAAAUUCCUGCGGAUAUCCGUGAUAUGGUUGUUGCAACGAUCGCCACGAGAUGGCGUCCACCUGGAACCCUGGUGCACCGCCUCCUCUGCCAAGAUGAAUCUCUACGAUGGGAACGUGACAUCCUACCGCGAGGUGGCAGAGUUGACACCACAAGACGGUGGUCGACCACAUGCCAGCUGUAACCAUCGGCCAUCAUCGCCGAACGAGAUCCACACUAGAGGGUGCGGCAACGUCGCGAAUACCGGCAAUGUCGCCCGGUUGUCUGCCGAUGCAGCCAAUGGAGGUUUUCUUGGUCAUACAAUCUUGAUAUCAAACCCAAUUAAAACCAGUCGAAGUGGGAAACCUCAACCAACCUUGCAUAUACCGGUUUUUCAACAAAACCCUUUCCUGUGCGUAGCCACCAUCCUGAAGGAAUAUAUUGACAGAACAGCUAGCUUGAGAGAACCCGACAACGAUUUUCUAUUCGUGACAUAUAAAAAACCACAUACCAGGGCGUCCAAAGACACUUUAAGCAGAUGGGAAUCAAUUUGUAUAAGUGUUAGAAAACCAUACACUAUGAGAGCGAUUAUCGAAUCCAUGCAUGAAAUCCAGCAUCAGAUAUUCAUUCUAUAUCGACGAAUCUUCAAUCUGAAUGGUCACAAAGUGGUAGACAAGACUGUUCCGCUACUGACUGCCAAAAACGGCUCCGACCACAAAAACAAUCCCCAAUACAGAGUCCGUCCCUAUAUUUUUGCUGCUCGUCCGUCGAGUCCCCAGCCAUUAGUGAACGGCGAAGUUGCAGACUGCAGAAAUGUGAUGCUUACUGCAGAAGAGUUUUGGAGACAAAUCACCGAUGAAAAUACAGAUAGAGUUUGUUGGGUCCCAACGACAUCAGGUUUGACAGCCGACGCGGACUUGACUAGGAAGAACAUCUCCAAUCUGUAUGAUCAUAGGUUAAGGCGUGAAAUAGAAUGUAUGGAUGUUAAACCUACUGACAAAUCUCUUACGUGGCUCUCGGAUCUCGGAUGGUAUAUGCAACCUGCAUUAUUGUCAUUAUCUGAUAUCGAUCGGAAUCGACAACGAGUGCCGAUGCUCCUUAAGCCCGCUUACAUCCUAAUUCCCCAACCCUAUCUUGUAAAUUUGUUCGACAAGAUUGUUCUGAUAAAUCACAUAGGUGAAUUGCAUCUUAGAUGCCUCAGACGAUCCGAUCAUGAAGCAGGUCAAGCAUUCAGCAUUACAUCUUUGUGCCUGUACAGGAAACCAGCUACCGACACCGCAGCUGUAAAUUAUCCAUCAGAGUAUGUCAUUUUUUUCCCGAAGCGCAUGGUCUACGUGUUAUCAGCAAUCUGCCUUUUACCGUAUCAUGCAGAAUUCAUGCCACCUUUCUACAUAAAUCUUGUGUUAACAAACAAAUAA